ACCAAAGCUAAAUUCUGAAGUCUCUAUUAGUUGAGAGCUUCCAUUGUGUUUCAUGGAAUUCUUGCUUCAUUAGUCAAAAUAAUGGCAUUACAAACCCAGUUCCCAGUAUUUGCGCCGCCUCACCUACGCCCUCAACCCCAGCGCCCCACCACCGAAAUUCGUUUCUCCCGGUGGAACAACGCCAACGCCCAAAAAUUCAUUCGCCAUGAGCGCACCCAGAAAGAACUUGAGGACCAAAUCCGCUUCGAGAAACGUUUCGACUCCGCCCUUACCAUCGCACAUAAUUACAACCCUGCACCUCCUCACCCCACGACCUUCAAAUCCACCGGCACCCCUUCUGCGCCUUCCUCUCCUUCAAUCCCGGGAAAAGCUUCCAAGUAUUCUAAAUCCCCGAAGCACCCUUCCCGCGAUGCCCUCCACCCUGCCUUCAAGCCCUUCUCAAAGUCCCGGAAAAUUCCCUUGAAUGAGAAUGAAAGCCAAAAUCUUGUUGGCCCCAAUUUCAGGAUAGAUGAGAAUGGGGUUUCGUAUGAAAUUCCGGAGGCGCCGUUUGUUUACCAGUACAGUUACACUGAGACGCCUAAGGUGAAGCCGGUGAAGCUGCGGGAGCCGCUGGUAUCCCCUUUCGGACCUGGCACAAUGGCGAAGCCAUGGCUGGGGCGAAGCCCGCUGCCGCCGAGCAAGAAGAAGCUACCAGAAUUUGAUUCGUUUCAGCUGCCACCGCCUCAUAAAAAGGGUGUGAAGCCUGUACAGGCGCCUGGGCCGUUUCUUCCUGGUUCUGGACCGAAGUACGUCAGGUCCAGGGAGGAGGUUCUUGGGGCGCCGCUGAUUAAGGAGGAAAUCGUGGAACUCAUUGAAGGGUGUAAAAAGUCGAAAAGACAAUUGAACAUGGGAAGGGAUGGCCUAACACACAACAUGCUGGACAAUAUACAUGCUCAUUGGAAGCGACGAAGGGUGAUCAAGAUAAAAUGCAAAGGAGUAUGCACUGUAGAUAUGGACAAUGUGUGCCAACAAUUGGAGGAAAAAACUGGAGGGAAGAUUAUAUACAGAAGAGGUGGCGUCGUUUACCUUUUCCGUGGGAGAAACUAUAACUAUAAAUUUCGGCCUCGCUUUCCUCUCAUGUUAUGGAAACCUGUCGCCCCGGUGUACCCAAGACUGAUUCAACGAGUUCCUGAGGGUUUGACUUUAGAAGAAGCAAGUGAAAUGCGGAAAAAGGGGCAUGAUCUAAUACCAAUAUGCAAGCUUGCAAAAAAUGGUGUUUACUGUGAUCUUGUGAAAAAUGUUAGGGAGGCAUUUGAAGCCUGUGAAUUAGUGCGGAUCAAUUGCCAAGGAUUAAAUGCAAGCGACUACAAAAAAAUAGGUGCCAAACUCAAGGAUCUUAUUCCAUGUGUGCUAUUGUCGUUUGAAUGUGAACACAUACUCAUAUGGAGAGGAAGAGAUUGGAAGUCCUCUCUAGUGGAAACUGAUGAGAGUCCGAAGGGAUUGCAGGAAGUUAAAGCUGAUGAUGUAGAUAAAGAACUGUUAGCAUCAUCAUCACCAAGUGUUCAAAGCUUAGCGCUCAUGGAUGUAAACUCGAGUAAUCUUGGAACAAGCUUAUAUCCCACAUGCAGCAAUGAGUCACAUGGAAACACUGAAUUGGAUGAAGUUGGGGUAGAGGAUAUUGUGUCAGAAGUCACUGAUGUAUCCGUUACAGCUUCUCAUGUAGUCUUGACUGCGGAGACUGUCGAUGGCUCUGGGGAAUCUCCUGUUUCUAGGGUUUUCACAGUUAAUAAUUCAGAGACAUUCAAUCAAACUGUUGAAAGUGAAAUAGUUUCAAAUUGUUUAGUCGAAUCACAACUGAGACAGGAAAACAACGAAUCCACUGCAACUGUGUCGGAGUUCUCAUCUGUAGUUCCACAGCCUCAGGAGCAGUUAACUAAUCCUGGAAACGCUGACGAGCUGGUGAGUUUGAAUACGCCUUGGACUGAGGGAAUUUUACUUCUUAGGAAGCAAGCUGUAGAAAGUGGGAUGGCAUUGGUCUUAGAUGAUCAUAGCUUAGAUGCUGACAUUGUUUUCAAAAAGGCAGUUGCUUUUGCAAAGAGUGCCCCAGAUGGGCCUGUUUUUAAUCACCGGCCUAAACAGUUAGUCAUUCAGAAAAACAAUGAACAAGGAUGUGAUGAUUCAGUGCCAGAAGAAGCUUCAGCAGUUUUAGGGGCAGAAAUUACAGUUUCUGGCAGGAGGGAUGACAAAAAGAUUUCUAGAAAAGGAAACAUAAAAGAUAUGAAAACAGAUUAUCUCAAUGUAGUUCCACAGGGAAACCUGAGAGUAGAUGAACUUGCUAAGUUACUAGCUUGAUGUGAUGGGAUGACAUUGGGUGAAGUUAUUGAGAGUCUCCAGUAACUCUUUCCUGAGCUUCAUGGCUGUUUCUUGCAUCUUCGUCUUACUGUUGCAUUUAUUCCUCAAAGAUUGUUGCUCGUUGUCCUUAGGAUUAGAAAUCUACAUAGUUUUCUGUUAUGGUUGUUAUUGAAUGGUAUAUUGAUGGUAUCCAAUCCGUCUUGCAAUCAUUCUCUACAAUCAGGGAUGCUGGGUUCGGGUUAGACCUAGACUGGCCCCUACCUUGU
Molecule: messenger RNA, 2597 nt
Organism: Sesamum indicum (sesame)
Lineage: Eukaryota; Viridiplantae; Streptophyta; Magnoliopsida; Lamiales; Pedaliaceae
Gene: CAF1
Product: RNA-binding CRS1 / YhbY (CRM) domain-containing protein
Biological process (GO): Group II intron splicing
Molecular function (GO): RNA binding
Source: RefSeq, a predicted model, not a curated record